AUGCUACCGUACCUGUUCCCUAACCUUGCUGCCUUUCCCACUGUCGCUGACCUCAUUACGCAUCUUUGCACUAGUGACACUCGCUACCGCGCUGCGCUUCCCGCUGAGUUCUCUGCCAAGAACCCCCCUCCCCCCCCCAUGUACAUCACCCUCUACUACAUAGUCACCCGACUCCCUGACUCCCUUCGCGUAGUCAGGGACCACUUCCUCACAGUGUGCCCCACCACUCUCACCAUUGACCUCCUCGAGAAGGCCCUCCUAGCGAUGGAGAAGAGCAUAGUCGCUGUAGGAGCCUCUCGUGGUGACCCCCGCACCCCUAUCUUUGAGGGGUGUUCUCCCUCCCCCCUCUUGCCCUCUGUUGCCUCUGGUGCUGCGGCCGACCUCGUUGGUUUUGAGUCGAUCGGUGCUGCGUCUGCCCCUUCGGGGAGGCGCCGCACAGGCAAGGGCAAGGGGGGCAAGGGCGCUGGAGGAGUUGGCAGGGGCGGUGGAGGUGGCGGUGGAGGCGGCGGAGGGAGUGAGGAUGGUGGUGGGAGUGGUGGAAGAGGUGGGGGUACCGGUGGCAGCAGUGGAGGCGGAGGAGGCGGCGGUGGUGGCGGAGGGAGCGGAGGCAGCGGUGGUGGAGGAGGCGGCGGAGGCGGCGGAGGCGGCGGAGGUGGCGGUGGAGCUGGUCCGCGGCUCUGCGCAGAGGAGUGGCUCCGGUGGCGGUUCGCGCCAGCACCAGCACCGCGGCCAUCAUUAUGGCCUGGUCGCGUGGACCUCGUAAUCCGCAGCCACGUGUCAAGCAACUUCUUCCUGCUCGAAAUGCUCUUUGUCAACAUCGAGCAGAUGUGGCCACGUGGCAUUGGUGACGUCAUCCUCAUCCUCGAUGGCGACGAGCGAUUGGCCGAGGACCUCAUUCCCACGUGGAUCAAAGUCUACUACGAGGAGAACCGCCUGAAGCUUCCAGGAAAGAUCCUACAGCAGUGGAGCUACCUCUGGGCUGACAACUACACAACAGCCCCUUACGUGGCCUUGAUAGAUUAUUACGUCAUCUUCAACAUGAAAUUAACGCCCGGAUUACUGUUCAACCUCACAAACGGCAAGCCGUACGUGAUUGGCAGCGCGUGGCGACAGCUGGACCAGUGGUUACCCUCCACCAAGUUUUUCGUUGGCAAGGACAAGUACUUCGCCAAUUUCAUGCACAAGUUCAACGGGCCACGUGUCAUCAAGACAUACGUCCAGGGGGCGGCUUAUUACGCGCACGAGGGCGUGUGCCAUGCGCUGCCUGCUGAAGAGCUCCCUGGGUGUGAUGAUGUGAACCCUUUCCCUCAGAUCCAGAUAUGGCAGUAUGCCAUGGAUUGGUUUGACUGGCCUGCUAUUAAUAAGAUGGAGGCUAACGCUACUGUAGUGUAUGAUCAGUACCAGAGCGAGCUGGCGUGCAUGUACUGGAAGACAUCUCAGGGGGGGGCAGGUGGUGGAGGGGACCCAAGUGUGUUGGGAACGAAUGUGUAG
This is a messenger RNA of Closterium sp. NIES-65, 1491 nucleotides long. The record is from the annotation of a GenBank genome assembly. Lineage: Eukaryota; Viridiplantae; Streptophyta; Zygnematophyceae; Desmidiales; Closteriaceae.